CAUUUCCUUUAGAAAUUAACAGUUUUCUAAAUUGUUGAUUUGUGAUGCGUUUUCAAAGAAAAAGACAUUUAAAACAGCCUCAAUUAUGGCCAAUGACGAUGCGGCCCAUGGAGACUCGGGCUAUGCACCAGUUGCUCACCUUGUCGCAAUGGGGCAUGUUGAUCACAUGGACUUCAUCAAUGAUGACGAACCCUUGGAUACUUUUUUCCACCGUGUGGAUUCCGAUCAAAUCGUUUAUCAAACUCGUAGGCGAAGAGCUAAGCUGAUUAGCAAAUAUUUAAUGGGUGAUCUUUUGGGAGAAGGGUCAUAUGGAAAAGUCAAAGAAAUGUUGGAUACAGAAUUAUUAUGUAGAAGAGCUGUCAAAAUUUUAAAACGAAAGAAAUUGAGAAAAAUUCCCAAUGGGGAGCAAAAUGUCCAGAGAGAAAUCCAGCUGUUGAAAACAUUGCGUCACAAGAAUAUUAUCCAUCUCGUAGAUGUACUUCACAAUGAAGAAAAACAGAAAAUGUAUCUUAUUAUGGAGUACUGUGUUAGUGAAUUGCAGGAAAUUCUUGAGAGUGUCCCAGAGAAAAAAUUCCCUGUUUGGCAGGCACAUGGGUAUUUUUGUCAACUGAUUGAUGGGUUAGAAUAUUUACAUAGUAAAGGCAUUAUCCACAAAGAUAUUAAACCUGGAAAUCUGCUGCUGACUACUGAGGAAAUACUGAAGAUCACAGAUCUCGGGGUGGCUGAGAAACUUGAUAUGUUCUCGCAAGAGGACACAUCUCGUACAAGCCAAGGUUCCCCAGCAUUCCAACCACCUGAAAUAGCCAAUGGAGACGAUUCUUUUUCUGGCUUCAAGAUCGAUGUAUGGUCAUCAGGCAUUACACUAUACAAUAUCACAACUGGCUUGUACCCUUUUGAAGGAGAUAAUAUAUAUAAACUUUUUGAAAAUAUUGGUAAAGGAGUGUUCACUAUACCAGAUUUCUUAGAAGAUAUGUUACAAGAAUUGAUACGAGGUAUGUUGGCUUACAAGGCCUGCGAUAGAAUAUCAGUUCAACAAGUGAAACAUCAUCCGUGGUUUCGUAAAAAGCACCCUGAGAUGUCCGACAAGGUGCUGUUCCCACCGCAUGGCGACGGGGACGUGUUGCGGGGGAUGACGGUGGUGCCGUACCUGGAGGAUCUGCACAGCGACACACUGGAGGAGGAGGAGGAGGACGUGUACGAGGAUGAACAGAUCAUCAUGGAGUACAACAAUCACGCCACUCCGAUACCCGACGGUAAUGCUGUCGGAGGUGACACUAGUGUAAAAAACAAUACACAAGAGCAUAAAAACAAUUCUGCCAAGGACCUAAAGCACAAAAAAGGAAAAGGAAAAGGAAAGGGAAAGAGUACUAAACUUUUCAGUUCCUGUAAACAGUCUUAACACCAGGCUAUCUCAGUGGGGACAUCUUGAUUUCCGAAAGCUAUAGUGGACAAGAUUUGUAUGGAUAUCGAUGAACGAGCAACAUCUCUGCAUGGACUAACAGACCUGCAGUCAUUUCCAACACAAUAAUCAAGAAUACACAAACGCACACUGUCACUUAUUUUUGCACACCUCUAGAAAUAUCUGUGUUAUUUACGUACACCGAGAGAUGUCAUAAAGACCAUGUAAAGCUUUUUUUUUUCAUUUUAUAUAGAUCGAACAGUGGUGACAAUGUAAAACUGUGAUACACGUGCUCUCAUAUUGUUAAACUGGUAGCCUGAUCGCUAUGACCAAGGUAUAUCAAUUAUAAUGAUAUGCUCAUAUCCCCAUGGGAUAGAUCUAUGUGUAAACUGACGUCAGUGAAAGGCCGUUGUUAUUGAAUAGCCAGUGUGAUAUUUUGGUGUCAUAUGUCCAUUGAUCACUAUCAUUGUUUGUUUUUUUAAAUGUUAAAAGGUGGAGUGAGUUAGUUGACCAAUUUUUAAAAACUUUUAACAGUCAUUAGUAAUUAAUGUUCUUGUAUCAAGAUAUAUAUAUAUAUAUAUAUCUAUAUAUAUAUAUCUACUGUAAUAAUUUAUAUAUAUAAGUACUUAACUUUACUCUAUGAGAGAUGAAUAUUCAGAAUUUUCAGUAACUCCAGAUUUUAGUGCUAUCGUAGCCAAAAAAACUGUCCCUGCCCAUGUUCUUUGAUAUGAAGUUCAAGGUAACCCCGACUAUUUAAGACCCUGCAGUUUUUAUGAUACAGUGAAAUCGGUCUAAAUUGGAUCACACUGGGGAACCAAUAUUUAACCCAUUUAGACAGGAUCCUGUGUGUAGAGGGUCACAUUUUAGAAUUUAAAAAAUUCGGGACCAUAACACUUUGCCGGUUUUGACAGGAUUCCAGUUUGUUCAGGGUCCGGUUUAGACAGGUUUCGCUGUUUAUGGUCCAAAGUAAUUUUGAUCGCUGUUAUACUGAGUUGGGUGGCAGAACAAUAUUAAGGAAAUAACCAAAUUUUUUCAGUUUUUAUAUUCUUGUGGGCUGAAAUUUCCAUAUCAAAAUAGCCAAGAUUAUUUGCACCGUUCCAUAAUCCAUUUUCUUUAAUAUUAUAUGUAACCUGACCUCUCAGCCUCAUUGCAUUUCCCACCCUUUCCAAUGGACUAGUCGGACAUCACAACAACCAGUCUUUGGCUGCAAUCUUCCAUGGUUAUCUUUAUCUCCAGACACAUGGUCAUCCCUUGUCAUAGACAGAACUCUCUGGCGAGGUCAGAGGUUGUGCCCACAUCAGGUGUACUUGAACAGUUCUCUGGUGAAAUCAUGCCAAAAAUUACCCACACCCACACAUGACCAUCACUGAUCACUAACCCACUGUCUGGAACCUACAGCCCAGAUAGCUGAGAUGUGUGUUCAGGACACUGUGCUUGAACCUCAGUUGAAUAUAAGCACAAAAAUAAAUUGAAAUGAAUGAAUGAUUGAACAUCUUUCUUAUUUCUCCUUCACUCUUAUGGUCUGAAUGGGUUUUUUCACAUGCUCUGCUGAUGAUGAACUGAAUGUAGACUAUAGACCAUAGUAAUUUUUAUAAAGAUAAAAACAGCUUGUGAUAAAGCAAAUAAAACGUAGAUCAUAGUAAUUUUCAUAGGAAUUAAAUUGUGAUAAAGCAUAUUUAAAAAAAUGUAGGCAGUAGUAAUUUUCAUAGGAAUUAAAUUGUGAUAAAGCAUAUUUAAAAAAUGUAGGCAAUAGUAAUUUUCAUAGUAAUUAAAUUGUGAUAAAGCAUAUUUAAAAAAUGUUGGCAGUAGUAAUUUUCAUAGUACUUGUGAUAAUGCAUAUUUAAAAAUGUAGACCGUAGACAUUUAAAUACGAAUUACUAGAAUUGUGAUAUGGCAUUAAUGUGUGGUAGAUAGUUUCAUACUGAUCACCGUCAUAUUUCAUGUUGUCUUGUCGGUUGUAUGUUAGAUAUGACCCAGUGUAGUGGUCUGGAAUAACAUGAAGCUGUUUCAUCAUGAUUCAUAGUCAUAUUCUUGUUAU
Molecule: messenger RNA, 3437 nt
Organism: Gigantopelta aegis
Lineage: Eukaryota; Metazoa; Mollusca; Gastropoda; Neomphalida; Peltospiridae
Product: serine/threonine-protein kinase STK11-like
Exons: 9
Coding region: 86-1399 (437 amino acids)
Biological process (GO): regulation of cell growth; establishment of cell polarity; intracellular signal transduction
Cellular component (GO): cytoplasm
Molecular function (GO): ATP binding; protein serine/threonine kinase activity; protein kinase activator activity
Source: RefSeq, a predicted model, not a curated record